AUGCCAGCUAGACCCAAUUCUACAAUAAUCCUCUCAGAGACCAACAAACCAGAAAAAGUUCCCAUUUAUGUGCCGAACAUCCCAGAGCCAACGAGCAGAGCUGAGCUCAUGAAGCAUUGGAUUAACUUGACUUUGGACGAUAAGACUGCCAACAAGAUGUUGUGGAUUUCUGACAGUGGCUCUAAGGUGUGCCGUAGAACUGAGGAGGUUUGUCCUGUCCUGGAUAGACCAGAGAGAUACGAAUAUUCUCCACAGGUGGUGUGCAAAGAGGCUAUCUGGAACAUGAGGGCCUACUGGGAGGUGGUGUACUCUGGGUGGGCGGUAAUUGGAGCCGCCUAUGAAGGAGCAGGACGGAGGGCACAUUCUGGGCCAAGUGGUCUUGGAGAAAAUGAGGAGUCCUGGGGUCUAUGUUGGUCAGGAACGCGUUACCAGAUCUGGUUCAAUGGUAUGAACAAAGACAUAAAUGACGUCCCGCAAUGCUCCACAAUUGGAGUUUACAUCGACCAGCCUGCAGGGAUCAUAAGCUUUUAUGUUGUUACUGGUGAGGGGGCAGAGCGGGAGGUGCAGCUGUUGCAUAAAAUUAAGACUUCUAUUGAGAAAAAUAUUCUACCAGGUUUUUGGAUGGGGAUUCAGUCCUCAUGCGAAAUACUGAAGAGACUGGAAUGA
Molecule: messenger RNA, 666 nt
Organism: Morone saxatilis (striped sea-bass)
Lineage: Eukaryota; Metazoa; Chordata; Actinopteri; Moronidae
Product: tripartite motif-containing protein 16-like protein
Exons: 4
Coding region: 1-666 (221 amino acids)
Molecular function (GO): protein binding
Source: RefSeq, a predicted model, not a curated record